Molecule: messenger RNA, 1286 nt
Organism: Asparagus officinalis (garden asparagus)
Lineage: Eukaryota; Viridiplantae; Streptophyta; Magnoliopsida; Asparagales; Asparagaceae
Product: malate dehydrogenase, cytoplasmic-like
Biological process (GO): tricarboxylic acid cycle; malate metabolic process; oxaloacetate metabolic process
Molecular function (GO): L-malate dehydrogenase (NAD+) activity
Source: RefSeq, a predicted model, not a curated record
CUCAUCACCUAUAAAUAUCCCCAUCCUCCACUGUUCACUGAGCUCCUCUCUCAUCAGCCGCCUGCUCUCGUCUCUUACCUCAAAAGUCGUGCUUCUUCUCUCGAUCGUCGAUGGCGAAGGAUCCCGUUCGUGUUCUCGUCACAGGCGCCGCAGGCCAAAUUGGAUAUGCGCUUGUGCCUAUGAUUGCUCGGGGAAUAAUGCUUGGACCUGAUCAGCCUGUGAUUCUACACAUGCUCGACAUUCCUCCUGCUGCAGAGUCUCUGAGUGGGGUUAAAAUGGAACUGAUUGAUGCAGCAUUUCCUCUCCUUAAAGGAGUUGUUGCUACGACUGAUGUUAUUGAGGCUUGUACUGGGGUCAAUGUAGCAGUGAUGGUUGGUGGAUUCCCAAGGAAAGAAGGAAUGGAGAGAAAAGAUGUGAUGUCGAAGAAUGUCUCUAUCUACAAAUCUCAGGCUUCUGCACUUGAAAAGCAUGCAGCUGCUAACUGCAAGGUGCUGGUUGUGGCCAACCCAGCAAAUACCAACGCCCUCAUAUUGAAAGAGUUUGCUCCAUCCAUUCCAGAGAAGAACAUAACUUGCUUGACAAGGUUAGAUCACAACAGGGCAUUGGGCCAGAUUUCGGAGAGGCUAAAUGUGCAAGUUAGUGACGUUAAGAAUGUCAUCAUAUGGGGAAAUCACUCGUCUACACAAUACCCUGAUGUAAGUCACGCUACUGUGAAAACAUCAAGUGGAGAAAAGGCUGUUCGUGAACUUGUUUGUGAUGAUGAUUGGCUGAGAGGAGAGUUUAUCUCAACUGUUCAACAACGUGGUGCUGCAAUCAUCAAAGCUAGGAAACUUUCAAGUGCAUUAUCUGCCGCCAGCUCUGCAUGUGAUCACAUUCGUGAUUGGGUCCUUGGAACACCAGAGGGAACUUUUGUUUCCAUGGGUGUAUAUUCUGAUGGGUCUUACGAUGUGCCAGCUGGCGAGUGGACUAUCGUCCAAGGACUUCCAAUUGAUGAAUUCUCGAGGAAGAAGAUGGAUGCGACUGCUGAGGAGCUAACUGAGGAGAAGGCUCUAGCAUACUCGUGCCUCUCAUAAAUUGUUCCUUUGAUAUCUCCUCUUCCUUCCACACGGAGCUGUCACCAUGAAUGCUACAGCGGAUGCAACUGCCCGUUCUUGAAUAAUUUGAGUUUUACUGUUGUAACAAUUUGCUUUGCUGUAUCGAUCCCGAUGCUGUAAUAAUCCUUGAAUUUUCAUGUACUUGAAAUUUUUCUUAAUUUUGCGCAAUUAUAAACUGAACUGAUUGAGUGA